Molecule: messenger RNA, 1674 nt
Organism: Anopheles cruzii
Lineage: Eukaryota; Metazoa; Arthropoda; Insecta; Diptera; Culicidae
Gene: nAChRalpha4
Product: acetylcholine receptor subunit alpha-like
Exons: 12
Coding region: 1-1674 (557 amino acids)
Biological process (GO): signal transduction; nervous system process; chemical synaptic transmission
Cellular component (GO): synapse; postsynaptic membrane; neuron projection
Molecular function (GO): transmembrane signaling receptor activity; acetylcholine-gated monoatomic cation-selective channel activity
Source: RefSeq, a predicted model, not a curated record
AUGAAGACGAUGACACCGACCACGGGCGAAACGCUGCGGGCCUGGCUGCUGUCGGCGCUGGUGGUGCACGGUGCCGUCGCCGGUAAUCCCGACGCGAAGCGGCUCUACGACGAUCUGCUGAGCAACUACAACAAACUGGUGCGACCGGUGGUCAACACCUCGGACGUGCUGCGCGUCUGCAUUAAGCUCAAGCUGUCGCAGCUAAUCGAUGUGAACCUGAAAAAUCAAAUCAUGACCACCAAUCUCUGGGUCGAGCAGUCCUGGUACGACUACAAACUGCGCUGGGAGCCGAAGGAGUACGGUGGCGUCCAGAUGCUGCACGUACCCUCCGACCACAUCUGGCGGCCGGAUAUAGUACUGUACAACAAUGCCGACGGCAAUUUCGAGGUGACGUUAGCAACAAAAGCAACCAUAUACUCCGAAGGUUUGGUUGAAUGGAAACCUCCUGCCAUUUAUAAAUCAUCAUGUGAAAUUGACGUAGAAUAUUUUCCAUUUGAUGAACAAACAUGCGUAUUGAAAUUUGGAAGUUGGACAUAUGAUGGUUUUAAGGUCGACCUGAGGCACAUGGACGAAAAAUCUGGUAGCAACAUCGUAGACGUCGGUGUCGAUCUGUCCGAAUUUUACAUGUCUGUAGAGUGGGACAUCCUGGAGGUGCCGGCAGUGAGGAAUGAAAAGUUCUACACCUGCUGUGACGAACCGUACCUUGACAUCACGUUUAACAUCACGAUGCGACGCAAGACGCUUUUCUACACCGUCAACAUUAUCAUUCCGUGCAUGGGCAUCUCGUUCUUGACGGUGCUGACGUUCUACCUACCAUCGGACAGUGGAGAAAAGGUUACGCUCUCGAUAUCGAUCCUGAUUAGUCUCCACGUGUUCUUCCUGCUGGUAGUCGAAAUCAUUCCGCCAACGUCGCUAGUUGUGCCUUUGCUGGGGAAAUAUCUGAUAUUUGCAAUGAUACUCGUCUCCAUUAGUAUAUGCGUCACGGUUGUGGUGUUAAAUGUGCACUUCCGGUCUCCACAGACACAUCGAAUGGCACCGUGGGUGAAGACGUUUUUUAUAGAUUUUUUACCUCGUUUUCUCUUCAUGAAGCGUCCACCGUACAUUGAGAACCACAGAAAAAUGCUAUCAAAAGACCUACACGCUUGCUUUUAUCCUUAUUACUCAUCUACUACGUUAAAUCGCGUAGCUCGUUUUGCUAGUAGGACACCGUCUAAAGAAGGCCUGUCUCCGUCAAGUCUGUCCGGCACCGGCCCGUUCGGCGGAAGCUGCCAGAUCCACGGGCCGAUCCAGCUGCCGCACUCCGAGUCGGAGGAGCUGUCCAUGUCGACGGCCGCCGACACGGCCGUACCGUCGGGGCUGAAGAGCCCCGCCUUCAAGCAGCCCGCCUUCUCGCACAGUGUCUGCUCCACCGAGGGGCACCGGAGCUGCUUCUGCGUCCGGUUCAUCGCCGAGCACACGAAGAUGCUGGAGGACUCGACCAAGGUUAAGGAAGAUUGGAAGUACGUGGCCAUGGUGCUGGAUCGGCUGUUUCUGUGGAUCUUCACGCUGGCGGUGCUGGCCGGCACGGCCGGGAUCAUCCUGCAGGCACCGACCCUGUACGACGACCGGAUACCCAUCGACAAGACGUUCGACGAGCUGGCCACCUCCACCGUUGUCCGCUGCCCUCCACAAUAG